AAGUCCUAGGGUAGUAGUAGCAAUAACCUGUGUGUGUUGUUUGUUGUUAGUAAAAAAAGUAAUAGAAAGGACAAAUACGAUUGCAGCUCGACCAUGAGCUGUUUAGGCGAUUGUUUGGAUUUAGGUCCGCCGCCUGAUUCAAUUUUAUUUUUACCACCGCCUCCGGUACCUUCUUUCUUGCAGCAAUCGCUUCCCGACCUCUUACUAAAUACUACGCCUUGUUCUGCUGCGCAAAUAUGCGAGUCAACCUCAGCACCAAACAGGAUUCCAGAAAGCGGGGAUUAUAUCGAACUUCCUAGAAAAGAUGUAGAGAAUUGGUCUGGAAUUGGUGAUACUUGGUUGUUAGUAUUAGUGGCGUCUUCUAUUGGAGUUUUAUUAUUAGGAGCACUAUUAGCUAUGUUCCUUCUAAAAUGUAGAGAAAUGAAUAUGUUUGGUGGCAACGAUUGCUCAUUGCAUCGACAAAUGAAGAACCAUGAACCAAGAGAAUGCUCGGGAGUACCUAGUUUAAAUGGUACCAAGAUGAUACACCCUACGGAUACUGUUCUAUAUCACGGCACUAAUGUCCAAGACAAUCGAAUGGUUUGGGCAACGUUAACACCGAGAGGGACACAACAUUUUAUUUCCGAAAAUUAUCCAUCAGAUUUAAUCGAUUAUGGAGAAGAGGAUCAUUAUGAAACUAUUGAUAAUAUUGGAGCGGUAGUACCACCUGUACCCCCUUACCCGAAAGUCUUAGAAAAAUCGAGUUUUGACAAUUCUGGCUUCCUAGAUUACGAAUACGAAGACCCGACACCGCUGAUCGAAAGCUAUCAACUUAACAGCAUAGAACCAGAUUCAUCGCAUUAUCAAAUGAUUGGUAACACCGACAUGCGCUGUUCAAGUUUGAAUACUUUAAGACGCAUUCCUAUAUCAAGACCGAGAGUAUCGUCACCUACUAGAAUAGAACACCCUAACUUACCACCUUUGAAUCUCUAUCCGCAUAAAGGUACCUUGAAGAAAAAUGGUACUUUAAGUUACAGAGCAGUUGAAAAUAGCACUUUGCCAAAAUAUGGUCUGUAAUUUUUUAAGCUUUAAAUGUAUCAUUUUGUUCUCGAUGUGAUACGAUAUAAAUAUUAUCCAGAAAAACUAUUUCCAAUAGCGAACAUUUGUUUUUCAAAUAUAUCAAUUAUGAAGAUGAUGAAUGAACUGUUUAAGAGUAAAUCACUACACCAACACAUAUCUACUACAUGAUCUGACAUUCGAUUCGAUAAUCGAGUUAUAGUCAUUUAUAGUCAAUUUUUUUUUGUCUAUAACGCGGCUCUCAUUUAUAAUAAUGGUUAUGGUCAAAGACUCACAUAUUCUUUUUAUUCAGCCGAAACAGUUCCAAACAAGAAUAUUUAUAAGCUCAGAAGUUAUUUACUUCAAACACAAUUAAGAAACUGAUUGAGGAAACUAGACUGGUUGUCGUUCGAUAGGUGAAAAAUAUAGAAAUGCUAUUUAAGGUGACCUCUAUGUAUCAAACAAGGGGCUUAUCCUCCAAGCUAUACUUGGAUUACAGUUGGGGGUUUUUGGUAUGAAUUUCGUGGUUCUUUCAAAUAGUUGGCAACACUAUUUUAGAAAACCACAACAGACUCUUCUUGAGAAAAUUUUAUCUGAUUAUUUGGUUCCAUACUCCAAUUUCUACAAAAUUAUAAAUUUUCCAACCGACAAGUAAAUCACACAAAUUUAUUAGGUAUUAAAGGAAAUAAUGGAGAAAGUUUUUCUUGGACAUAAUCUGAAUGUACUUUAUAUAUAUAUAUAUAUAUAUAUA
Messenger RNA from Diorhabda sublineata, 1786 nucleotides. RefSeq lists its product as uncharacterized. The record is from RefSeq and is a predicted model, not a curated record. Lineage: Eukaryota; Metazoa; Arthropoda; Insecta; Coleoptera; Chrysomelidae. The coding region runs from base 94 to 1056 and encodes 320 amino acids. The transcript has 5 exons.